Xenia sp. Carnegie-2017 is the source of this 3581-nucleotide messenger RNA. RefSeq names its product importin subunit beta-1-like. Gene Ontology annotation, molecular function: small GTPase binding; nuclear import signal receptor activity. Gene Ontology annotation, cellular component: cytoplasm; nucleus. The record is from RefSeq and is a predicted model, not a curated record. Gene Ontology annotation, biological process: protein import into nucleus. NCBI's taxonomy places the organism in Eukaryota, Metazoa, Cnidaria, Anthozoa, Malacalcyonacea, Xeniidae. Bases 317 to 2944 code for a protein of 875 amino acids. The transcript is spliced from 27 exons.
CGAGGCUAGUGGAAAGGAGGCUUAAACAAGUGCGCUUGCAUCUUCGAUCUUUGGAUCCAGUGUCUUCGAUCAAUUUUAAAUAUGUGUGUAUCAACAAGGAACAUUUUUGGAUAAGAUAUUGAUCGCUGGUGAUUAUACUGGAAGCAUUGAGGUAUAUAUGGAGUAUAUACGAAACAUGAUUCGGCGGGAAAUCUUUCUCGGCAAUUGUUAGCAGCAUUCAGCAGUUUCUUCACGAAAUUUCAAGUUUGAAUUUUGCCGGUUGUUGUUGCAUAGCUCAAGCGAACGAAGACAGAGCGCAUUGUCAUUGAAAUCCAACAUGGAACUGCCUACGAUACUAGAGGCUACCAUUUCGCAAGAUAAAACUAAACUUGAUCAGGCAGAGAAAUUUCUGCAAGAAGCGGCGAAAAAUAAUUUGCCCGAAUUCUUGGUGGCUUUGGCUAAUGAACUUGCGAAUACCAGUCGAAGUCAAGUAUGUCGAAUGGCAGCGGCUUUACAGCUAAAAAAUCAACUGACUUCGAAGGACGUUGUAGUAAAGUUAGAUUACCAACGAAGAUGGUUAUCGUUGGACGAAAACGUGCGGUUCAGUGUGAAAGCUCAGGUUCUUGCUACUUUGGGAACAGAAAGCACACGGCCAGCAAUUGGCCCGCAAUGUAUUGCUGCCAUUGCCUGUGCCGAGCUACCUGUUGAGCAGUGGCCAGAUUUGAUCGGAUUGCUUGUUCAGAAUAUUACAAACGUAUCUGCGACAGAGACCUUGAAAGAACAAACCCUAGAGUCUAUUGGAUACAUCUGUCAAGACAUUGAUCCUCAAUAUCUCGCGAGGGAGGCUAACAAUAUUUUGACAGCUAUUGUACAAGGAAUGAGAAAAGAAGAACCAAGCAACAAUGUGAGGCUCGCAGCCACUACUGCUUUGUAUAAUUCACUGGAAUUUACCAAGGGAAACUUUGAUAAAGAGAAUGAGAGACAUUUUAUCAUGCAGGUUGUGUGUGAAGCUACACAAAGUCAAGUUACCCAAGUGAAAAUAGCUGCUCUUCAAAACCUGGUGAAAAUCAUGUCCUUGUAUUAUGACCACAUGGUCACCUACAUGGCACCAGCAUUGUUUGCGAUAAGCCUUGAGGCCAUCAAAAGUGAUGUUCCCGAAGUUUCACUACAGGGCAUAGAAUUUUGGUCAACCGUCUGCGACGAGGAAAUUGAUCUUGAUCUUGAAGCUGAAGAGGCUGCUCAAGUUGGUCAUCCACCUGAACGCAGCAGUAAGAAAUACGCUAAAGGAGCUUUGCAAUAUCUUGUGCCGCUGUUAUUGGAGACACUAUCUAAACAGGAGGAAUUUGACGAUGAAGAUGACUGGAAUCCUUCAAAAGCAGCUGGUGUAUGCCUUAUGUUGCUGGCUCAAUGUUGUGAAAAUGAUGUUGUUCCGUACGUCUUGCCGUUUGUUGAAGCAAACAUUCAAAAUGAAAUAUGGCAGAAACGAGAUGCUGCAGUUAUGGCCUUCGGAUCUGUUCUUGGUGGCCCGGAUCCGGAGGCUUUGAAACAUGUUGUGAUCAGUGCAAUGCCAAUGAUUAUUCAAUUGAUGCAAGAUAGCAGUAUGAUAGUGCGCGACUCGGCUGCAUGGACUGUCGGUCGUGUUUGUGAGCUCCUUCCGGACGAAGCCAUCAAUCCAGCGUAUCUACAUCUUUUGUUGACGCAGAUGAUGUCAUGUCUAAGUGCAGAGCCACGUGUUGCCGCUAACAGUUGCUGGGCGUUUUCGUCGCUCGCUGAAGCUGCGUUAGAAAAUGCCAAGAAUAAGUUUGGCACCGACGAACCACCCACGUUUGCCCUAUCAGAAAGUUUCUCGAAAAUUGUAGAAGAAUUACUGAAAGUGACCAACAGAUCAGACGGCAAUCAAGCGAAUCUUCGAAGUGCCGCUUACGAAGCUGUAAUGGAAAUGAUAAAAAAUUCCCCUCAGGAUUGCUAUACAUGUGUUCAAUCCACGACACUGGUUGUACUCGAUAGACUACAGCAAGUUUUACAACUCGAGGGUCAGAUAACCUCCACCGAUGAUCGCUCGCAGUACCUGGAUUUACAAGCUUUAAUUUGCGCUACACUGCAGAGUGUUUUACGUAAAGUUCAACCGGAAGAUGCAUUGAAGAUCUCUGACACUGUGAUGAGUGCCUUGUUACAGCUGUUGAUAACACAAAGUGGUCAGGGGGGUGGAACAAAGGAAGAUGCUCUUUUGGCCGUUGCCAUUCUCGUUGAAGUAAUUGGAAUCAAUUUUAUGAAGUACAUGGAGGCAUUUAAACCAAUGCUCACUUUGGCUUUAAAAAACACCGAAGAAUAUCAGGCAUGUAUCGCUGCCGUUGGUCUUGUCGGUGAUCUCUGUCGUGCGUUAGGAGAACAAAUCGCACCGUUUUGCGACGAAUUCAUGAACUUGCUCAUGGCGAAUCUAGCUAACCAAACUGUCCAUCGGUCGGUCAAACCUCAAGUAAUCUCGGCUCUUGGUGAUAUUGCGCUAGCAAUUGGCGCGAACUUUAAAACUUAUUUACAGCCUGUUUUGAUGACUUUGGAACAAGCCGCGUCCUUAAAAAUAGAAACCGAUGAUUACGACACAAUUGAAUAUUUGAACGAACUUCGUGAAGCAUGCCUCGAGGCAUACACUGGUAUCAUUCAAGGACUUAAAGGCGAUGGAAAAGAGCCCAGUCCUGAAGUUCAAAACGUAUGGGGAGCCGUUCCGAGUAUUGUUGCAUUCUUAGAAUUAAUAUCAACAGAUAAGGACCAUUCAGAGGCGGUUGUUAUUGCAGCUUGUGGUCUCAUAGGAGAUAUAUGUUCAGCUUAUGGCAAUAUUGUGCAGCCACAUCUUGAAAAGACGACAAUAUUGGAACUGCUGCAAGAGGGGCGCAGGUCAAAAGGUGGCAAGACAAAGAAUAUAGCGACAUGGGCCACCAAGGAAUUGAGAAAAUUGAAGCAAACAUAGAACCAUCACGAGGAGAGUUUGUCUACGAAAGUUGAAUGCAACGAAAUUUGUGAGUACUGAGUUCAGUGAGAAGAGAAAAGUCCUGAAUGUGAGUAGAAUAAAAUGCACACCGCCGAUGACGGUGGUGCGCCGCCGCGCAUGCGCAAUGGUUGCGCAAAAACUAUGCUAAUAUUGUGCGCAGUGGAAAAAUGAACGCGAAUUGAGAGUGUUCCAGAAUGAAGAAUGAAAUCGUGAGAGGACAAGAGCGUUUGCUUCGAUGAAGAAAAAAAGUAGGAUGGCAAUGACAAUGUAUUGGUUAGAGAUUUGAACAAUUGAACUGAAAAUUGCACGGCUGCAAAGUUGAUCUUGUCCAGUCGUCAAGCCAUUAAAGAUUAUCGCAUGCAAUUGAUAUUUUGAUGAUUGAUUGAUAAAUUAUUAAUAGAAUUGCAUGUAAGAUAAAACCGUACAGGUGUCUUUCGAUGUUAGUUGGAAACUGUACGUUACUAACACAUUCGAGAGAAACGCCAUUUUGGAUAACACUUUGAUCUAGCCAUAUACAGAGAGAAUGUAGAAUAUGAGAGAUGGAAUGUUUCUGUCAGUGAGAAUAACCGCUUCAAAGAAAAUAUUCAAUUGAAAACAAUAUACAAAUCAAAUGCUC